AUGGGAACUUUAUUGUCUUCUCUCCACGGAGCAGCCCCCGAUCCAUCAAAAAUUGGCCGAUUUGUCACAUCGUUUCAUGUUCUCUUCAUCUUCUCCCGCAGGUGCUUUUUGAUUCGUCCUACGGAACCCAAUGAAAUAUUUGUGGCCCCAAAAAAGAGGAGAAGAAGGGAAAAAAGUGCCCUCAGGGCUCAUUUAUCCCAGGCACGCAAUCUUUUCACUCGCUGCUUUGCCCAUUUACGCUGCCGUGGGUUCGACUCAAUUGAAGAUUCAUGAUUAUUGCUAUUAUUUAGUGGUGAGAGCAAUGAGCUAAUAAAAUCAAGGUUACUGUAGCCCUGAAAUGAGUAUGCAUGCAGUGUGUUUGCGCACUGCAUACUUUGAUUGACGCGCAAAACUGUCUUUUGCCGUUUUUAAAUUUUAUUGUUUUCAGUUUUUCUUGUAAUUUGUCAUUCAAAGUAAUUUCCUGACAUAAAUCGAUUCAAAUUACGAUUAUCUGCUGCAUAAUUUUUUUAGCUUCUUCUUAAAAAAAGAUAACGAGCGGUGAGAACAAAUCAAAAAAACGUUAUUUUUUCGAAUUUUUUUCAAUGGUUUAGCGCAAGCCAUAAUAAGUUUGCGCAUUAUUAAUUUUAUAAAUUCAGUUUUUGUUCGUCUUUCUAAAUCUUUAUCAACUGUUUGAUUCAUACUGUUUUAUUUUUUCAUGACGAUUCCAGAGUCCGACUCAUUUUUUGAAAAAAGCUUCAACAUCCCUUUUUUUUUCUGCUGCAACGAGUGAACGGACCUUUUUUUUUGCUUUAGUGAUUACUCAGCCGUGAAAUGGGGCCCGAUUAUUUCUUCUUUUUUCAUUUUUUAUGAGCGGAUUGAAAAACGGAUGAAAGGUAAAGCGAAGGUCAAGGAUCUUCUGUUUUUAGAAAAGCGAUGAGAAAAAAAAUUAUCACGAAAUAGACACAAAAAUAGCCGAAAAGUAGAACGUUUUGUGAUUUUUAAAUAAAUAGAAAGAGCUUAUAAAGUCCAUAUUUUACAGAACUUUGAAUUGCUUCAGUAUUGGUAAUAUUGAUAUCGAAACCUUCUGAAAAGUUGCCAAAAAAUCAAAAAAUACAUAUCAAAACACAAUAUUAUGUUGAAAAAGUGUUUUGAUAAUAAAUUACAACUUGCAGAAGGGACAGAAUCAGAAAAAUCGUCAAAAUAUCUUUUCUGAUCAUAGAAUACAGCCGAAAACCGAACACGAACAUGGCGAUGAGCCGCAGCUCCAAGAAGCCACGCCCCACGAUUCCCUGGCGGCUCCGCCCAUUUUCUUUCCGGAUGGCAGCUGCCCAAGAGUUUGUCGCGUGGUGGCUCACGUCGACGGAGCAGCGAAAUUGA
Messenger RNA from Caenorhabditis auriculariae, 1356 nucleotides. The record is from the annotation of a GenBank genome assembly. NCBI's taxonomy places the organism in Eukaryota, Metazoa, Nematoda, Chromadorea, Rhabditida, Rhabditidae.